AUGUCGGACAGAGAAGAUUCGGAAUCGGACGCACCUGAGGAAUUCACUGCAGAGCAGGGAAUACAACAAGAUGAGGAGAUAAGAAAAGUUCAAAAAGAAAGUAAAGCAAGAGUUGUUCGUGAGGCUAAAGAAAAGCGCAGACAAUUGGCGCAGAGGAAAACGCCAAAGCCAUCUAAAGUGAAUGAAAGCGUCCAAGAUGUGGUAGAAACUGAAAAUGAAACAGAAACAGAAACAGAGAAAGAGUAUCUGGGCACUGGGGGGAUGCUUCCAAGUGACAUAGUUCAACUGCUUGCAGAUCGGGAGAAAAAAGUUUUCUUGUCCGACUCUGAGGAUGAGAAGGCUGAAGAGAACCGGGUUCGAAAAAGGAAAAAGCCCAGAAGCUCAGGGAAGGAAACUGUUAUUUUGAAGGACAUGGCACCUCCUAGAUGCUUACAAAACUCACUGGAGUUCUUGAACAAAAAGAAAAUGCAGCUUCCAAGGUCAUCGUCUGUUUUGAACAACCCCAACCAAGCAUUUCGCCUCUUGACUACCUCUGGCUUGCUCAUAAACAAACUUGUCCUCGCGUACUCCAUAGCUGCUGUAUCAUCCGAGACCACCACCACCAUAACUGAUUUUUCACCAACAUGA
Dovyalis caffra is the source of this 627-nucleotide messenger RNA. Lineage: Eukaryota; Viridiplantae; Streptophyta; Magnoliopsida; Malpighiales; Salicaceae. The record is from the annotation of a GenBank genome assembly.